Molecule: messenger RNA, 1656 nt
Organism: Botrytis byssoidea
Lineage: Eukaryota; Fungi; Ascomycota; Leotiomycetes; Helotiales; Sclerotiniaceae
Exons: 5
Coding region: 328-1467 (379 amino acids)
Source: RefSeq, a predicted model, not a curated record
UGGCCAAAGAGAUAAAUUGUGAAGAUAUACAUUGAGUCUUGGAAUGCUUGGAUCUUUUAUUCAUACAAAUCUGCAUUGGGAUAUACACACGAUACAUAACAACCAUUCAAUAGAUUGAUUCACUACAAUUCUCGGAACCUACCGAAUUCACUAUCACAUCUGACAGUUUGGCGGGGUACAUUCAGCCACCAUUCACUUACAGAUACUUUUAAUCAUUUAUCCCCUUGACCGUCUCUCUGCACCCAAAACCAAGCUUUUAAACGCCUCUCACAUCUCUUCUUCUUACAAUCUUUUCAACCUAUCACUUACCAACAUCACAAUCUCGCCAUGUCUUCCCCCACACCCCCCACAACAACAAAACUGGAGCUUCGCACCGCCUAUGGUCCCGUCUAUCGCGAUGUACUCAAUACACCACCUCGUCCUUGCACAGAUACAGAGAUCCCCAUCAUUGAUCUUUCAAAUAUAAAUUCUCCUAAUCUGAGUGAUCGUCAAGCGUUGGCUGCAGAAGUACGUGCUGCGGCGGUGGGGACGGGGUUCUUUUAUGUGAAGAAUCAUGGUAUCGAAGAGGCAGUUAUUCAGAAGGCAAAGGAGCAGGCUUUGAGUUUCUUCAAACAGCCAUACGAAGAAAAAGCAAAGAUAGACAAAAGUCAUUCCCGUUACUUUAAUGGCUACAUGGGAUUAAAAAGUUCAAACAUAAGUCCCGGAGAAAGUGUAGAUGUCAAAGAAUCCAUCGCCUGGCGCUACGAGCCCGAAAAUGAUCCAGAUCACCCCCAACCCCUUUCUUCCAUCCCUUCGGAGGUAAAACCCUGGAUCCGAGGCGAACCCUUCGUCUGGGAAGGAACUUCGCAUCUUCCCGAUUUCAAAACCGACACUCUCGCCUAUUGGAAAUCCUGUCUCUCACUCGCACGCAAACUUGUCCGAGUCUUCGCGCUCAGUCUCUCUCUCCCAGAAGACUAUUUCGAUUCCCGUGUUACCUACCCUGGAGCAGAUGGCCUUUACAAUUAUUAUCCGCCCAGUACCGAAGCUGAAAGAUCAAGCAACAGUGUAGGACUCGGAUCUCAUACUGAUCUCCAACUUUUUACUCUCCUCUGGCAAGAUAUGAUAGGCGGUCUCCAAGUACUAAACAAAGAAGGACAAUGGAUCAUGGCGGUUCCAGUGGAAGGAACGAUAGUUGUUAACAUUGGCGAUUUUAUGAUGAGACUUUGUAAUGAUAUGUAUAAGAGUACCGUUCAUCGAGUUUAUAACCGAGCGACCGUGGAGAGAAUUUCCAUGCCAUUUUUCUUCGGACUCAAUUUCAACUGUGUAGAAGGUGUAAUCUCUACUUGUACUGAUGAGAAUAAUCCGCCAAAAUAUGAACCGAUAUCUUGUGGUGAUUGGUGUCAACUUAGGUUCAAAUUGGAGAAUGAUGAGUUCAAAGAGAAAGCUGCACUGGCAAAAGCACCCAGUGCCGUUGUUGUCAAGGCUUAAGAUUGUAUGAAAACGACUUCAUGUCGAGUGUUCGGAAAUGGGUAACACUCUGUGAUCAAUCCUCUACUAUUGCAAAAUGAGUUUGGAUAUGGAGGACCAUUUAUCACAUCAUAAAUAAUAUAUCGAUUAUAUCUUUACAAUAGUUAAAAAUUGCAUUUAGUCUAUUGGAUAAAAAUUCACAUCUCACCU